Molecule: messenger RNA, 839 nt
Organism: Malus domestica (apple)
Lineage: Eukaryota; Viridiplantae; Streptophyta; Magnoliopsida; Rosales; Rosaceae
Source: RefSeq, a predicted model, not a curated record
CUACCCCUCUUUCAAAUACUCUCCCACCACACCACACCACCCACCCACACACCACGAACCCCUCCAAAACUCCUCCCAUUUCCCAAAUUCCCCAAUCCCUACGUUUCAAGCUCUCCUCCCUUCCUCCCCAGAUUUUUCCAAAAAUGGAGGACUACAUGCGCGGCUGCACGCGGAAGCUGGCGCUCUGGUACACCCGCACCUUCAAGCCCAUCAUGACCCACGACGAGCUGGAGCCGAUCAUGGCGACCCUCGGCUUCGUGGGGCUUCCGCCGUCGUCGUCGGCCGCGGCGACGAAGGAGUACGUGUUCUCCUCAGCCGGAGGUUGGCGGAGCAAGUGGGCUCCCCCCGCGGAGGCGCCGCUACCGAGACCGAGGCUGCCGUACCCGAGAAUCGACGGGCUUCAUAUCUAUACGUACCGGGCUUUUAUUGACGCCGUUAACUUUUACCUCAGGAUGAGCGACAUCUCCGAUCUCUUCCAUGUAAGAGGCAUGCCGCUCCAUGAUCUCCAUCGAAUUAGCGACAGAAACCGGAAGUGGCGCAAAAUGGAAGAAGACGACAGUGUGUUUGUUUACAGAGAAGGAACACUAGAUCAGGCAACAUUCAAUCUGUAUCACUCUACUAAUAAGAACAUCAGCAACAGCACUGCCAGUAAUGGUAGCAGCGACAAUUCUAUUGUCAUUCGGGAGAAAGGCAACAACACCCCUGUCAGCUGCAUUGUUCCGUUGAAAGAUAUCAUAGUGUGAGCCUCAUACUUCAACAUCAAGGUUGUAACUUGAGAAAAACGGAAACACAGAAAACCUCACAGUGAUAUUCAUUUUAUAAACCCAAAAGUUUUGCUC